AGUCUAGUACAUAAACUGAUGGGAGAAGAAGAAGGACCCGGAAAUACAGUGCGAAAGCAGCGACGGGUUAGCUAGCUGCUGUCGUUGAGCAAACAAAUCGUUUUCUCUUUGUAUUAUGGUCGGUUCAUGAAUAAGAAUCUUCAUUUUUGGUGGGAGGUUGCUUAUUAUUUUGUGUAAAUGAGCGAGAGAAAGCAACUUGUUAGCAAAUAGCCGCUAACACGCAUUACUUGGCAGGCGAUGCCAGUUCGCUAUCGCUAGCUGGCUUUAGCUUGUUUUUAGCUAGUUUGCUGUUGGAGCUUGGGACAUUUUCUAUUGACAAAAAUGAGUGACGACGACAGUUCAGCGCCGACCAACAAAGACUCGGCUAUCUUGCUUACGAAAGACGGCCAGCGCUACAUUGUAGGUGAUAGCCGCUCGGUCGACAGCAGAGACGUGAUCACGUUGAUCCCCAUGGACGCCGACAUGGACGAUCCGGACGAGGAGAGCGACUUGUUGGACACCUCGGACCCCAGAGACAGCGCCGCCAGCCCGGAGGAGCUCAUCGACGAGGAAACCUUGGAGGGCGACAACGCCCCCAAACAGUGCACCUACGAGGGCUGCACGGAGACCACCACGCAGGUGGCCAAGCAAAGGAAGCCGUGGAUGUGCAAGAAGCAUCGCAACAAGAUGUAUAAGGACAAGUACAAGAAGAAGAAGAGUGACCAGGCCAUGUCCAGCAGCAAACUAGACCAGGACAACUCAGAGGAAAGGCCCGUGUCUGUCAACAAGCAGCGUUUGGGGGCCAUGGGGGACCGGCCGGCCAGACCCUCCCUUAUCGAGCAGGUCCUCAACCAGAAAAGACUGUCGCUGCUGAGGAGUCCUGAGGUGAUCAGCUUCCUGCAGCAGCAGCAGCAGCUCCUGGCAGCACAGAACCGCACUUUUGCGCAGCAGCAGAACUUCCCGGGCUGCUGACAAGGAGACGGUCCACCAGGAACGUGUAAGCUUCUGAUGCUAACAUCUGUUUGAUAAUGGCCUGCUAAUGUAAGCGCAUCUAUUUCUUUAGGAGAUGAUGUAAGACUUGAUGUCACUUUACAUUUCAUUUGCUGUGCUGUGUUUCAUACUGUGUUCAUCUAAGGAGUAUUUGUUAACUUUUUUUUUUUAAUUAAGUACUCUACUGAUGCUUAAAUUGCACUAUGGACAAACCCCCCAAAACUACCUUUGUGUGAGUGACAUUAAAUUAUUAAAGUUUAAUAUUUCAGUU
Molecule: messenger RNA, 1240 nt
Organism: Dunckerocampus dactyliophorus (ringed pipefish)
Lineage: Eukaryota; Metazoa; Chordata; Actinopteri; Syngnathiformes; Syngnathidae
Gene: rfxap
Product: regulatory factor X-associated protein
Exons: 3
Coding region: 322-951 (209 amino acids)
Biological process (GO): regulation of transcription by RNA polymerase II
Cellular component (GO): nucleus
Source: RefSeq, a predicted model, not a curated record